This is a messenger RNA of Penicillium longicatenatum, 2352 nucleotides long. Its product is annotated as putative Patatin family phospholipase. Gene Ontology annotation, molecular function: triacylglycerol lipase activity. The record is from RefSeq and is a predicted model, not a curated record. Gene Ontology annotation, biological process: lipid metabolic process. Bases 1 to 2352 code for a protein of 783 amino acids. The transcript is spliced from 3 exons. NCBI's taxonomy places the organism in Eukaryota, Fungi, Ascomycota, Eurotiomycetes, Eurotiales, Aspergillaceae.
AUGCACAAGCCUUCGAUAUCGGUAUUGGGCGACUCCACAAUAGUCCCUUCAAAAUGCUACUCCAAUCAUGAGUCGGAUCGAAUAUCUUCGACGCCUCGAUCUCUGCGCAGGGCCAUAUCCAUCCCAGCAGUCUCUUCGAUUGUUAAGGAUUCAUGGAAUUGGGCCGGCGACACCCUUGGCGCCUACCGCGGUGGACCCUCGCCCGACGAGCGGAAGCGACAGGCAGAUAUUGAGGAUCGGAAACAGGUGCUCUAUUUGAAAAUUAAACAUGCAGUGUCGUACGAAGAAUGGUGUAGUUGCGCGAAUGAGCUCGACGUGCUAGAAGACAAUAACAGUUGGAAGAAAACUUUUGAAUGCCCCGAAUAUCACCCUCAGUUGGUGCAGGAACGGUUACGGGAGCUGGAGGAGGCACGCAUCAGCUGCGAUGUGAGCCGGAUGUUGUUUCUGGUUCGGACUGCGCUCAGUCGGGACCUGGGGAAGAUGAGCAACGCGUCGCUUUAUCGUCACUCGCAUAUUGGGACAAAAGAUUUGAUUGACCGAUAUAUCACCACGGCGCUUGAUACAAUCACAAACCUGGUAGAUUUGUCGGUACAUAAUCGCUGCGAUGGGCUGGAAUUGAAGUAUAUCUUGGAUCAAUUGUUGGCAGCCAGGCAAGCAUUUGGUCGCAGUGCGUUGCUCUUUUCAGGAGGUGCUACCUUCGGAAUGAACCAUAUUGGUGUGCUCAAGGCAUUAUACGAGGCCAAUCUCAUCCCUCGCAUUAUCUCAGGCGCAUCUGCAGGCAGUAUCGUCUGUGCCGUCUUUUGCACUCGCAAGGACGAUGAACUAUCAGGGCUUCUUGACACCUAUGCCCAUGGUAAAUUUGACGUUUUUAACGAAGCAGGAAGGGAAGAAAAUAUCUUCCAGAAAACAGCACGAUUUUUGAAGUUUGGUUCUUUUCUGGAUAUCUCCCAUUUGGCAAAUACCAUGCGAGCUUGGCUGGGAGACAUCACCUUUCAAGAGGCAUACAAUCGGACACGCAGAAUCUUGAACAUCUGCGUGUCAAGUGCCGGUAUGUACGAGCUCCCGCGACUUUUGAACUAUAUCUCUGCUCCGAACGUCAUGAUCUGGUCUGCUGUAGCGGUAUCCUGUUCAGUGCCGUUCGUCUUUAGGCCAUACACUCUGAUGGCGAAAGAUCCCAUUACGGGUCUUCCAGUUCCUUGGAAUGACCUACACAGGCAAUACAUUGAUGGUUCGGUUGACGGGGAUCUUCCAAUGACACGCUUAUCUGAGAUGUUCAAUGUGAACCACUUCAUUGUGUCACAGGUGAAUCCCCAUGUCGUGCCAUUUCUCUCCAAGGAGGACGGACCAAUCAACGAGCUUCAACAAGGGUUGUCGUUCGUUCCUCGGUGGGUGAACACAAUGACGCACCUAGCAAAGGACGAAGUGUUGCACCGAAUGAAUGUCUUGUUAGAGCUUGGAAUAUUUCCGACUUCCAUGACUAAAGUCGCAUCAAUUGUGAACCAGAAGUACAGUGGUGACAUCAACAUCUACCCCGAAUUAAUUUCGUCCAACUUCCCGCGGAUAUUGGAGAAUCCGACAACAGAGUUCAUGCUCGAGGCUUGUUUGAGUGGUGAGCGAGCGACAUGGCCUCGGUUAAGUCGUCUUCGGAACCACUGUGCUAUUGAACUUGCCCUUGAUCAAGCUAUACAGCAAAUGCGAGCCCGUGUAGCCUUCAGCCCGGGCCAAGUUGACCUGCGUUUGCAAGGCUCCUUUCAACACUCGCCUGAAUCGAUAGACAGUAAUGCCAAUCGCGGACGUCUUCAUAAUCGCAGGAGGGGCUCCCAUGGUCAUGAACUUGAGAGAAAACGAUCAAGAGGUGCAUCACGGGGUCAAAGCACACGAGAGCUUCGAAAGGCACGGAGCACAGUGUCGCUUGAAAGCCCACAAAAUUCGCUGUCUAAUAAUCUAAUCUCCGUGCCGCCUCGCCCAAAGGCCCACCAUCGCCGAUCAUCAAUAUCAUUCGGCGGCGGGAUAUUCUCAACUGGGUCUGGUAGUGAUGGAGAGGAGGAGCCUGGUCUUUCCUUUUCUGGUCAUUCUCGGCAGUUCCGGGCGCGAGACUCUUGGGAUGCAUCGUCCCACGAAGAAUGUUUGACUCAUGGAACGCAUUCUCCCACCCGAUCCCGGCGAUCAUCUUUCUCUAGCAGGUCACAACGGUCUGCUUCAGGCCGACAAGCUUCCCCCAAGCAGGUCUUGGGACCGUCGGCUCGAGAGGUUUCCAUGGCCCUGUCGCCUUCAUCCCGUCACCUACUGAGCAUGACGCCGACACCACAUCCGACGUCGCCUGACUCCAUUACGCGCAAACUGCACCACUGA